This is a messenger RNA of Synchiropus splendidus (mandarinfish), 9960 nucleotides long. RefSeq names its product Ral GTPase activating protein catalytic subunit alpha 1 (gene ralgapa1). The transcript has 46 exons. Gene Ontology annotation, biological process: positive regulation of GTPase activity; regulation of small GTPase mediated signal transduction. Gene Ontology annotation, molecular function: GTPase activator activity. Gene Ontology annotation, cellular component: nucleus; cytoplasm. NCBI's taxonomy places the organism in Eukaryota, Metazoa, Chordata, Actinopteri, Syngnathiformes, Callionymidae. The coding region runs from base 415 to 8709 and encodes 2764 amino acids. The record is from RefSeq and is a predicted model, not a curated record.
AAUGCGAAAAGCCACUGUUUAUCCAGCUAUAUAAAUACAACAAGGACCAUCAUUCAACAUUCCUAGUUUGAUUGAUAAGCGCGGUUUGUUUUCCACCGUGCUAUCGUUGUCUUUUUCUGGUAGCCAUUAUUCGGUUUCCCUCCCCUCCGCCAUGAUGUUGAUAGGAGGGGCAAUGGGUGGAUGCUUUGCCCCGCUACGUUUGACAAAAUAUCAGCAUUAGAUUGAGCAAAAUGGGUCGUUUGGAACGCACUUUACAUCGCUACUUCCUCCGCAGUGUUCCGGAUGACGACUGAUUCGCAGUGUUACUACGGAGCCGAGUAUCAUCCGAUUCAGUUCGGAGAUUAGCGCCUUUAAAAUCGGAGCUAGCUCUUCCUCGCUGUCCACCCUUGCAUUCUUGGGUGUUCUGCCUCGGGAAUGUUUUCCAAAAAGCCUCAUGGGGACGUUAAGAAAUCAACACAGAAAGUGUUGGACCCGAAGAAGGACGUAUUAACCAGACUCAAGCACCUCAGAAUAGUCAUAGAAAAUGCAGAGUCUACUGAGCUGAAGCAGUUUUUCGACCUGAACUACUCCCACAUUUAUUAUGUCUUCUUUGAAAACUUCGUCACCAUCGAGGGCAGCCUCAAGCAGAAAGGUCACAAAUCUCAGCGGGAGGAGCUGGACUCAAUUCUCUUCAUCUUUGAGAAAAUACUGCAGCUGUUACCAGAGCGAAUCCAGAGCAGAUGGCAGUUCCACAGCAUCGGGCUGAUCUUGAAGAAGCUGCUGCACACUGGGAACUCUCUAAAGAUUCGUCGGGAAGGCGUACGUCUCUUCUUGCUGUGGAUGCAAGCACUGCAGAGUAAAGCAAAGCGCGAGCAGCUCUGCAUGUUUGCCUGUUUGAUACCAGGCUUUCCUGCACCAUUAAGCAACGGCACUCCACGCACCCUGGACAACCUGAUCAACCCACCGUUGAACUUAACGGAGACUCAGGUGACACCAGAAGAAAUAACUCCACUGGUCCCUCCCCAAUCUGGUGACAAGAACCAGGAGGACCUCACUGCCUAUUUCCUCGAGGCCCUUCUGAAAUACAUGGGAAACCGGGCCAAAUCUCUGGAGUGGCGUUGCAAAGAGAACCAUGAACGAGGCUUUAGCUUCCUCUUUGAUCACUUCAGAAAGUUUUAUCUCCCGCACAUUUUUCCAAACUUUGCAAAAGAAACCAACCUGUACAACCCCAUCCUGGACGUUCCCCCUAUGCGCUCCAAACCGUACUACAGUGUAGUACGCAGAGAUCAGGAUGGUGGUGAAGUCCUGUACUGCACAAAGGAGAAUUUCCUACAGGCCAGGGUCAUCUUCAUCCGCUGGCUUGUUUACUUCUGGUUGGAGCCAAGGCCCAACACCCAAACACUCAUACCUGGAUCUGAAGGUGAAAAUGUGCCCAAGAACAUACAGAGAGCUGCUGCAGGACUGGCUUCUCGCUCUGCAGGAUGCUCAGAGGAGGUCGGCGUUGUUGGGAAUCGAUCUGACCACCACCUAGAAGGAAACAGUGGGUCAUCUGGAACGGGAUCCAUCAGUAUGGGUUUCAGUGGUGGCCCUGGGCCGGGAGGCGAGCCAGAGCAGAGCCAUUCAAAUACAUCCACAUUGACUGAGAGGGAACCAAGCUCCUCUUCACUUUGCUCCAUGGAUGAGGAGCAGCUAACUGACAUGGAGGUGGUGAGGAGAGUGCUGACCUGCUCCAGAUCCAACAUCAACUUCAUCACCGAGAUCUUCAGACAGGCUUUUCUGCUUCCUAUGUGUGAAGCUGCUGCAAUGCGCAAGGUGGUGCGGGUUUACCAGGAGUGGAUCUCCAUGGAGGACAAACCAGUAUUUAUGAGGGAGCCUGAAGAAGGGCCUUAUCCCAUAACAGCGGGAAACUGUACGGAAACCGGCUCUCAGCUUGGGAACAAGGAUGAUGAGGGUAUGAAUAAACAGAUCGACAGUGAACUGCUGGAGUACAGUGUUGCUGCUGGGGUUCAGACAACACUCCAGGUUUUUAUUACCCAUUCUUCCAAUGUCUUCCUUCUGGAACCAGCAAACGACAUCAAGAUUUUGUUGGAGGAACAUGUGGACAUGUGCAAACGUGUUCUAAAUAUCUACCGCAGCUUUGUAAUGCACGAGACCAUGGACCAAAAAACAUGGGAGCAGAUUCUUCUGGUGUUGUUACGAGUAACCGAAUCAGUUAUGAAAAGACCUCCGUCCAUCAUGCCACAAGGCAAGAAGAGUAACACGCUAUCUGGCAGACUGGCUGGUCCAAUCUUUCAGACAUUAAUAGUGGCCUGGAUCAAAGGGAACCUCAAUGUCCACAUAAGCCGGGAGCUCUGGGAUGACCUUCUCUCUGUUCUCUCCUCCCUCACAUGCUGGGAAGAGUUGGUCACUGAGUGGUCACUUACCAUGGAGACCCUGACCAAGGUGCUGGCCCGGAACCUGUAUAACGUGGAUCUGAACGAGCUGCCACUGGACAAAUUGAGUGAACAGAAACAGAAGAAGCAUAAAGGAAAAGGUAUUAGUUCCGAAGGCCAGAGACAGAUUGUGGAUCGCUCCUUUUCUAAGGGUUGGAGCCGAGACCAACCAGGUCAGGCAGCAGCGAUGAGACAAAGAAGUGCCACAACAGCUGGAUCACCAGGCAUCGAAAAAGCCAGAAGUAUUGUGCGCCAGAAGACUGUAGCCUUGCGUAGCUGUUCUACAGGCGACUCUCUGCUGUCCUCAGCCUUUAUUCGCAGUGCUAAGAGUGCUCCUGCUCUGGCUCCGCCUCUUCCUGUCCUCCACCACCACCACCACCCUUUACUACCCCCCCUUGCCGACCAGCUGGCAGAUCUUGAGGAUCCACCAAUUACACUGACAACUCGACCAUCUCGGAUGCGUCAUGCUUCUCAGAGUGACGAGGCUCCUCCAACAUCUUGCUCUGACGUGUUCCAGGCUGCAGCUUGCGACUUGGACCCUCCCCUCUCGUCGCCACUCGCUCGGAGCAGCAGCACAUCUGACAUCAUGGAGCCUUUCAUCACAGAGCGGGUCAAAGGUGAAGAACCACUGAAAGAUCCAGAGUUGAUCCAGAACCCAUCAUACAACCACUCCACAGUUACUUCCUUAGUCCCUGCCAAUAGCCACGCUGCCGAAACGCUCGCACACCCUUCUCACUCCCCUUCUCCCACCCCUUUCACCUCUUCCAAUGGUGUCAAAUCUUCUACCUCAGAAGGACAUGACGACUCUGGUGUCUACGACUCCCUGUGGCACCAGGUCGGCACUAAUAAGAGCAGGGGCUCUAGUUCUGAUUUUGUAGAAGACUGGGAUUCUGCUUUCACUUUUUCAUCUGAAAAGGAGAUUGAUGGCGAGGAUGGGGAUAUUGGACUGGCUGUAGAAGAUGAUGAUUUGUUUUCUUCGAUAAGGGAUUAUUUCACUCACAAGGAAGGAGGGAAAAGGAAAGUGGGAGAUGAUUGCAGUAGCCCUAGUCCAACGAUAGAGGGCAGUAUUUUCCCUCUUCUGUGCCAAAGUGAACCUGACAGUGCACAUGCUGAACACACAGGAGAGAUGGGGAAGCUCGUAGGUAAGGAAAGACAGAUGAGUGAGUCUGUGAGGCACAGCAGUGUUGACUCCACAGAGGAGAAUGAGGCAGACCAGUUGAGUAUAUACGAGUGUCUGGAGUUUCAGUGUCAAUGGCCUUCUCCAAGUGUGAAAGCCAGUUCCAGCUUAGAAAAACACAACCAUGAGAAAGACAAAAAUAGGUUUGAAGAAGAUGUGGUGGAAGGGUGGGUAGGAAAUGCAAGGAAGGAAGGUGGAGAAGAUUUGCAGUCUGUUAAAGAUUCACUUUCAAGAGAGAGCCCUUCUUUCAAUCAGCAGGAGCCGAACACAGUGGUGCAUGUCACAGAACCAGCACCAAUUCUUCAUAGUCUGGACUUAACUAAACCUAAGAUGCAUCGUAGUGGCAAGAAGCAUCAGGCCGGUGUCCAUGUGAGUUUCAGACCAUCAACUGAGUCUGUUCAGUUCCACAACCCUCUGGAGAGCAAAGAGGCCCACUGGAAAGCCAGACUGCGCCGCCUCAGUCACUUUCACACUCAUAGUCACUCAGCUGGUGAUAGACAAGUUGGUCCAUGUGGUGGGUCUGGGGGGAAGCAUGGAGUGGGUCCAGGUAAGUUUGGUUCUGUCUCAGGUAUCAGCCAAAAAAGCGGGUUACAUGACAGAUCAAGCCCUGGCUCCGUCGUUGAUAGCAAGGGUGGGGACUCGACAAAUACAGAAAGCAGAGCUGGCGACAAGGAAAAGCCACAUUCAGUGUCUUCUUCAGCGUGCGAGACCCAGUCUGAGGUCUUGACGUGCAAUCCCUCUGGGAUGACAUCUGGAGUCCGAGGUCGUUUGGGGCGCUCCGCCUUGCGUUCUCGGGCCUCAAGGUCUCGCUCCCAGGAGCCCGGAAGUACAGCCUCACGACAUCACCACCAGGGAGCUCUGCUAGGUGGUGUAUAUAAGACUGUUGUACAUGCUCUGUCCUCAAAGCCGAGGCCUCGAGGUCAGGGGUCGUCUCAAGGCUCAUCACCACAGAGGCAGGGCCGGGUUGCCAUGGGUGAUGCAUCUCUAAGAGACCUCUACUCCCAUGUCCUGGGCUACUUUGGACGAAAGACAAGCACAGCAGCGAACAAAGAGGAGGUAAACCAGAAAGCACGUCCUGUCUCCAGUGAUGUUGGGAGUAGCAACUCAAACUUCACUGACCUGGAUGAGUUCAUUCAAGAGCGGUUAAGGGCCAAAGGAACUGCAGGACGCCGUGGCAGCAGUCCGGGCAGUUUGGAGGUUCCCAGGGACCUACCUGAGCUUCUGGAAGCUGGCAGAAGUCCUGGAUCUCGACCCUCGGAUGAUCCAAGACCUGUUGAUGAUCCUGGAGUUCCUUCUGAGUGGACGUCACCUGCUAGCGCCAGCGGCUCUGAUGUCAUCAGCUCUGACAGCCAAUCUGAUUCAUUUAAUGCUUUUCAAUACGCUACAUGCAAGUUUGAUAAUUUCACUUUUAGUUCAGAAACAAGUGGAGGAGGAGUUGUAUCUGGAGGAGAUGGAGGUCGAGGCAGCUCUCUAGACCAGGACAGCUUGGGUGGUGGGGCUGCCAGCGAAGAACCUGAAGUAGCAAGUUUGACUACUCUUCACAUUGACUCAGAGACCAGCAGCUUGAGUCAUACUGUCACUGUUACGGGCUCAGAAAGUGCCUCUCCAAUGCACUCACUGGGAGGCUCCCGUUCCCAGACUCCUUCUCCUGCAACGAUGACAGCCGACCACAUCGACCACAGAACCUCACAUGCACAACUGCAAAUGGACCAGAAGCUGCACAACUCUAUGCUCCAGGCCCAGGAUGAUCUGGAAACAAGUGAGUUCCCAGGCGAGGACUGCAGCGUGAUGGCUGGUGGCUCUCUCAUUGGCUGGCAUGCAGAUGUAGCUACAGUGAUGUGGCGCCGGAUGCUGGGUAUCCUCGGAGAUGUCAAUUGCAUAAGAAAUCCAGAGAUCCAUGCUCAGGUCUUUGACUACCUGUGUGAAUUGUGGCAAAAUCUUGAAAAGAUCCGAGAUAAUUUGGGUAUUUCUCAUGACAACCAAUCUUCGCCUCCACCCCCUGUUCUGAUUCCACCUCUUAGAAUUUUAACUCCCUGGCUCUUCAAGGCAACUAUGCUGCCAGAGCGAUACAAACAAGGCAAGCUUCAUGCCUAUAAGCUGAUCUGUCGAAUCAUGAAGAGACGGCAGGAUGUUUCGCCAAACACAGACUUCUUGAUUCAUUUCUACAACAUCAUGCAUCAGGGUCUGCUGCAUCUAGACCAGGACAUUGUGAACACCAUUAUAAAGCACUGUAGUCCAAGGUUCUUCAGUAUUGGUCUCCCUGGGGCCACCAUGUUGAUCCUGGAUUUCAUCAUCGCUGCUGCUCGAGUGACAUCCUGCUCUUCACUCAAUGCACCGAGAGUGGAGGCUCAGAUACUACUUGGAUCUCUGGUGUGCUUUCCAAAUUUUUAUGGUGAGCUUCCAGCGCUUCAUCCGAACACAACUGAAGUAUUGCUCACAAAGUUUGCCGAUAUAAAGGAGCACGUUAUAAAAACUAUCCUGACCUCUGCUAGGGAGGAACCUUCUGCUCCUGCAAGGUGCGUGGCUCUGUGCAGUCUUGGCAUCUGGCUCUGUGAGGAGUUGGCUCAUGGAACGCAACACCCACAGAUUAAGGUUGCUCUCAAUGUCGUCUGUGUCACUCUGAAGUAUCCGAACAAAAAUGUAGCACUGGUGGCAUCAGACAUUCUUCACCUGCUCAUUAAUCAUGUGGAUCAUCUACAAAAAUUCCCGUCAGACACACCAAAGAAAAUUGUUGAGAUUUUGAUCGCUACCAUCACAUACCUGCUGCCUACAACUGAGUCUUCACCUCAUGAACUGGACAAAAGGCUGGUAGUUUCUCUCCUGCUGUGCCUCCUGGACUGGGUGAUGGCUCUGCCUCCUGAGACUCUUCUUCAGCCAGUUCAGACUCGCAGUCCCCCGGAGACGGAGCAUCCCACCAAAACCCUCCUCAGCUGCAUUUACAAAAUGUUGCAUGGAUGUGUGUACGGAGCACAGUCUUUCAACAGCUCAAAGUAUUUUCCCCUGAAAAUGUCAGACCUCUUCAGUUCCGACUACGACCCAUUUUUGCCCUUAGAGAGCCUCCGAGAACCAGAACCACUUCAUAGCCCAGAAUCUGAACGUUCUCACAAGCUGCAGCCAGUCACAGAAGUUCGUAGCCGUAUCCAGCAGGGUCUGGUGUCUAUCGCCGCACGGACAGUAAUCAACCAUCUAGUCAAUCACCUCGGACAUUACCCGAUGUCUGGUGGUCCUGCCACUCUCUCCAGCCAGGUGUGUGAGAAUCUAGACAACCCGUUCUGUGAGAGUGCAGAUCUCGGACCAGAACUGUUCCACUCACCAAACCUUCAGUUCCUGGUUCUGAAUGGCUCCACGCUGCUCUCUAUGCUUCAGAUUCGAUCAGAGUCUGGGGUACCAGGAGGUGGAAUGACUGCUGGUUUGUCCUCUGCACCGACCUGUGUUCGAGUCAUCAUCCGAGAUGUAUCUGGAAAGCAUUCUUGGGAUUCUGCCGUUCUCUUUGGACCACCAGCUUCUUCUCCAAGCAGCCCGCCACACACAUUGCUGGCACAAACACACUCACCAUGCACUCUGCGUUUACACACCCCUCCGGUGGACAGAGAAAACGGUGCUGGAGACAGAAAUGAGGAGUCAGAGGAGAUAAUAUGUGCGAUGGAGUGUGAAAGGCCAGACCCUGAGGGGAAGGAGAAAGGAGAAGAAGGGAAAGUCAUUGAAGUAGAGACUGAACAGCAAAGAACAGGUGUACGACAGGAGGGGGACUUGGACAAUGAUCACAGUGAGGGACAGAGGGAGCGGAGGAUGGAGUUGGAGGAAAAUAUCAAUGAGCCAGAUGUGGAGCAACUUCUCGCACCACCGAUGGUCAAACGUAUCUGUCGGGAGGUGGUGCCGGAAUGGGACUCUCUGAGGGAAGGAGAUGAUGCUCUGGAUGAAAUGCUCCAGUUUGUGGGAUACUCGAGUCCAGAGUGCCUUCAGAGGCCAGGAAUGCCACUCAACAUUCCGGCUCCUCCACCAGCUUGUGUCUCAGAGAAGCAGGAGAAUGAUGUCAUCAAUGCGAUUUUGAAGCAGAGUGCCGCUGAGAGAGAGUUUGUCAUUCAGAGAGGGGAGGGGUUAAACAUGAGAGCAGUGCAGCAGACUGAACCUGAGAGCCAAACACCUCAGUCAGCCUUCUACUACUGCAGACUCCUGAUCAACAUACUAGGACUUAACUCCUGGGAAAAGAGGACGAACUUUCAUCUAUUGAGAAAAAAUGAAAAGCUGCUGAGAGAGCUGAGAAAUCUGGACUCGAGGCAGUGUCGUGAGACUCAUAAAAUAGCAGUGUUCUAUGUGGCUGAGGGCCAAGAGGACAAGCACUCUAUUCUUACCAACACUGCUGGCAGUCAGGCUUAUGAGGACUUUGUCUCUGGACUUGGGUGGGAGGUUGAUCUGACGACUCACUGUGGCUUCAUGGGAGGCCUCCAAAAAAAUCGCAGUACCGGCCAGACCACACCAUACUAUGCCACUUCCACCACUGAGGUCGUCUUCCAUGUGUCCACAAGAAUGCCACAUGACCAAGAUCACAAUCUAACAAAAAAGCUUCGACAUCUCGGUAAUGACGAAGUCCACAUCAUUUGGUCUGAGCACUCUCGAGAUUACAGGCGAGGGAUCAUCCCAACUGAGUUUGGAGACGUCCUCAUUAUCAUCUACCCCAUGAAGAACCACAUGUAUUCCAUCCAUAUCUUGAAAAAACCAGAGGUGCCAUUCUUCGGUCCUUUGUUUGAUGGUGCAAUUGUGGACAUGAAAAUUCUGCCCACCAUGGUUCGAGCCACAGCGAUCAACGCCAGCCGAGCCUUGAAAUCACUCAUCCCUCUGUACCAGAGCUUUUAUGAGGAACGCGCCCAAUAUUUGGAGAACAUAGUGCAGAAUUACCAAGAGCCUACCACCUUUGAGGACUAUGCAGCUAGAGUCUACAGUCCAGCACCGUGCACACACCUGCCCACGGACACAGGCUCAUGCCUCGAGAUUCAUCGGGGAGAAAGUCCGGCACUUGGGGAGGCCGGGAGCGACUCGGCGUCCCCUAUGUCUCCCCGGACUAGCAAAAGCCGCAUGUCCAUGAAGCUGCGUCGCUCCUCUGGAUCCGCCAACAAGACGUAAGCCGCAGCAUAUCACAAGAGCGGCACCAUCAUGUCGCCUCAGUCAGGCAACACGUCCACUUUACUCCCAGUGUGUAACCUCGAAAAAAAACUGUUUGAUGAAUAUGUAUAUUUGUACUAAAUCACAUCUGUAUUUAACACACAGCUGAGUUUUGCCACAAAGGUGGCACCUGUAUAUUGUUGCAUGGAAACACACGUUAUUUAAAAUAUUUUUGCUCACAGACGAUGUGGUUUCUGUAAAACAGCUGCCUGAUGCAAAGAAAGUUCCAACGACAAGAAAGAGAAUAUUUUACUUUCUUACAAGCUGAACAAAGAAAUUAUUUUUGCUGAUGCUGUAAAACAAGAAUAAGCACUGAUGUUAUUGUAACUCCACCUCUCUCUCACCAGAAUGUUUCUGUAUAUUUAGUUACGUUCGAGUCUGAAUAUAUAAAGUAGAUAAAUGAGAGUGUACAGCGGAGACGCUUGCUGUGUGUAUUUACUGUUCUUUUGAGAAGAGCUGCCAAAGUCACACACGAGUUGACACUACAGUUUGCACCCAAUUUAACAGCUUCAAUCAUUCGCCUGUCAAUCUCAUCGUGUGUGAAGCACCUAAGAAUCGCUGUUGCUGUGUCGUUUUGUGAUCUAACAAAAGCUCAGAGUCAGAGGCCAAAGAACAGAGACGUACUUAUGACUUUUGAGUGAAGAGUGAAGGAAACGCUACAGUAAUCCCUUCACAAAGGUUUACAAAACCAGUUUAAGAACUUCUGAGAAAGUGCUUGUUCAUAAAAGCAGAACACGUCCCAACACAUCCAACUUUGAUCGACACUGUCAGUAGAUUCUCUAAAUAAUGAACACAUUUAUUGAGGCAGUAUUUUCUUUUCACGAUGAAGAUUGUCCUAAAUGUUCUCCUGCAACACUUAAAACACACGUCUUUCACGCAAAUGACAAAAAUAAUGUCGGCCUAAAACCUGUUGUCACAUGUGAAUUAUUUAUAGAUGUUUAACAGCUUCCUUGUAUACCAUUACGACGCAACACUACUGCUGAAUAUGGGAUUUUAUUUUGAGUCCUCGCUCCGACAUGCCAGGCAGCAGAAUCACAAGCCAUGUGCCUUUCAGAUUAGUAUUUUAGUGACAGCUGUUCUGAUCCCGUCAUGACUCACUAUUGCAGAUGAUCUGAAUAAGCUGUUUGAUGUUGGCAAGUGGAUUUUAAUCAGAAACACCUUCAGAUAAGCAGUGUGCUCUGCUUUUUUUUUUUUUUUUAAUUAAGAACAAUC